CUCAGUCGUUGUGCGAACCCGAUACGCGCGGCUUCGCUUCACUUCGUUUCGCUUUUCAUGUGGAAUACUUAAACUCGACUAUUCGAUAGCAAACUACUUAACUUUCGCGAAUCCCCUCCAACCCGAUUCACGAACUUUAUACGAUUGUUCGAUCGAUACUUCGGGAUACUGAUACUUGAAAUUGAUUGAAGAAAAAAAGAAAAGAAAAGAAAAGAAAAGAUUUUUCAUUGUUUCGUGUUCAUAUCUUAUUCGUUAGUUAAUCGAUUGAUUCGAUUAAUUGAUUAGAUUUGUUUAGUUUUCAUUUUUUAUCGUGUCUCAUUUCUGUUUCUUUUUUUUUCACGACGAACGAUCUUUCCGGCCUAUCGUAAAAACAACAAAAUUUGAAGGGAAUUAUCUAUCCUUGCGACUUUUUUUUUCUUAUUAGUUCUUUCUAACUCGAAACACUUUUUGCAAGAUUUUUUCACUCCUUGCAGCUUUUUUUCUUUUAUUUUUUUUCUCUUCCCUCGUUUCGAUAUAUCUCUAUACAUCUAUAGACGAUCUAAUGAAAUUAGAUUUAGUUUUUUCGAUGAAAAGUGUAUAUUAGAACGUGUUGUCCAUGUUACAGGUAAUAUAAUCAACCGUGCGUAAUAGGAGAUAUACUGUAAUUAACUCCUUUCGAUAAUAGAUUAAUCAUUUCGUUGCUAAAUACGUUCGAGUAAUUUCAAGUGCGUCGAUAAUAUGGGCCGAUCCGUGUUAACAAAUAAUUAACGUGAAUCCAAUCGGAUCUAUCUUGAAAGUAAUAGCCGAAUCAAAAUUAAAUCGUGCAUUGAUCCAUAUACACGUAAUAGGAAGUAACGCGUUCACGCGUAUUAGCUGUAUCGAAAAGGUCGAACAAGGACAUCGAGCAACAAGAGCGAAAAAACAAACGAACAAACUAACAAACAAGCAAAAAAACGAUAAUAACAAUAACAGGAACAACAACUAAGAAGAAAACUUAUUGAUAAAAAAUACAAAGGAAACGUUUUUACAGAGGUCAUUGUCGAUCGUCUCUAGGUCUUACAAUAUCCUUGAACCAAUGUCGAACUCAGUACGAGCGUAGACAUCACACAGGAUUAAGUUUCACACAUAAAUAUCGUGAUUGAUUAUGGAAAGUUGAAGAAGAUGUUGACGAAAGCGUGUUUACCCGUACUAAUCGUAACGAUUUCUUUCAAUCUGAUCUAUUCGACGAAUGCAAUAAAUACAACGAGCUCUCUGCAGAGCGAAAAAAGUGACGAGGAUGAUACGAGAGAUGUUAUCAGACGUGGAGAAUUCGUAACGGACAUCCUUGCACAAAACGGUGGUAGUGCUGUACUUCCCUGCAAAUUCACCGAUCCCGGAAUAAUAACAUGGAUAAGACGAAAGGACAAACAACUUUUGACAUUAGGAAAACUCACGUAUUCCAUAGACACGAGAUUUAUCGUUUUACAGGAUAAACCUAAUUGGAAUUUAUUGAUUAAAAACGUUAAACAAGAGGACGCUGGUAUCUACGAGUGUCACAUACAAACGGAACCAGUGAGACAGCGAUUGAUACGUCUGAACAUUACCAAUGCCUACUCCGUUAUACCAGGAAGUCCAGAUUUACACGUCAAACAAGGCUCGAACUUACGUUUGGAAUGUCGAUUGAUGGCGUUCGCAGAAACACCGAGUUUCAUAUUCUGGUAUCGCGACGAUCGUAUGAUCAAUUACGAUGACGAGCCUGGGGUUAAGAUCGAAGCUACGAAAAAUGGAUCUGUACUUCUCGUAGGUAACGUUAGAUUAUCCCACGGUGCUAAUUAUACUUGCUUACCGAGCAAUGCAAGGCCUACUUACAUCAGAAUACACGUCAUCGAAGAGGAAGAAAAUCCAGCAGCGAUGCACGAUAGUGGCGAUCGAAGAAGUUCUACAUCUAACACAAGAAACAACGUUGGCUAUUUUUACUUUCUAAUAUUUUUUUCUCUCGGAGCUUUCGAAUUGAUCUUUCCGAAAACUUACUUAUUAACAACGUGACUGCCAAUUUCUUUAUCUCAGUCUUUCUAAUAUCUUUUAUCGACGUAAGUUUUAUCAAAUAUUAUCUAUAAUCGGUGAUCAUCGACGUUAUAAAAACGAUCGUUUUAUCAUUGAAAUGAUUAAUGAGAAAAAAAUUAUUAUUUCUCAAGAGUUAUCAAAGGAUAAAAAAGAAAUGUUUAAAAACGAGAUUAUAAUUUGUUUAAUUGAAAUAAGAUAUCUCUGUAACAUUAGAAUAAUCUAAUUCGAUUCGAAGACUCUUACAAAACAAAAUAUUCUAAUAAGCUUUGAAAAUUCGUCGUAAUGUUAACUCGUUAAACGAUUCAUCGAAAUCGUUAAUUUCUUACGGAUGAUAUAAUCAAGAGAAAGAAAAAAAUCACGUACAGAUGCAAUCCUUAAAACUAUGACAAAAUGAAAUUCUAAUUCUAAAACAAAACUCAUUAUCAAACUUGUAUUAACUAAUUCUUUCUGAAAUUUAACUCUUAAAGGGAACACAUCAAAGUAUUCAUCGGGAUUAUUGAUUUCUUACGAACGAUUAAUAAAAAGAAAAUCGUUUAAUGAUGCAAUAGAAAAAAAAAGAAAAAAAAAGAGGGAAGAAAGGAAAGAAAAAAACAGAAAAAUAAAAAAAAAUAGAAUCUCUUACGAAUCAAUCCGUUUGCAAGGACAGUCUAAGAUGAGAACUUAGGGAAAUUCGCUAUGAAGUUAACUCAAAGGAUACGUUUCGAAUUUCACAAGAGUAUGUAUAUCGUUUCUCUCAUAUACGUGUUUAUAUGCGUGUGUAUAUGUAGCCUAAUACAAUAUCGAAAACUUCCGACGCCAUUAUUAAGGGAAAACUUCACUCUCUCUCAUAGUGAAGUUACGUGGUUAUAACUUUUGACACGCGUUACAAUUCGCCGUCUCGACGAUACUAAACUUUCCGCCAUUUUUGUCGUCCCUUCAUCCCUCACACCCCUUACACUCGAUCCCUGAAAACCCUCGUCGAACGAGAUGCAAACGAGAAACGAUACGUCGACGUCGAGGCAACCCUAUUGUUAAGGGCUUUAAAAUACCCUAGUUAGAAAAAAGCUCUGGUGGAAAUUUUUCAUUUCUUGUUUUUUACUUUUCUUUUUUCUCUUUUUCUUUUUUUCUUUUCGUAAUUUUUUUUUCGGAGCUGACAGAGGGAGGGAUCUGGAUGAAGAAAUUUCAUUUCUUUUUUCCCUUACUUUUUUUGGUUAUCCCUUUUUUUUCUUCUUCUUUCUUUUUUUUCUUCUCUCUCACUCUCUCUCUCUUUUUUUUUUUUCCUUUCCAACCGUGGUGUUCCACCGUUCCCUCCAUGCGCGUCUAAUACGAAAGUAUUGUAUAAUGCAUUACUUUAUGUCAGAACAGUCACGCGCUUCGCAGCACGAUUUUUCGCAGUUAGCUGGGCACUUUAUUAAAUUCCACGCUACCCGGCGCGACGUCUUGAAUGCGUUUUAAUUAAUCCAGUAAUUGAAGGUAUAUCGCGGCAGAAGCGAAUCAUAAUUUUCUACCUCAUUGAAAAUCUUCCCUCAUAUUUUAGAAUCUAGAUCGUCCGAUAUGACAUAGAUAUUCCAUUGAUACAUGGUAAUUAACAUUUAUUUAUUAUCUUCCAUUGGUGACAAUUAUUCUUACCUAUGUAUAUCCUUUGAAUGGAAAAGAAAAGAAAAGAAAAGAAAAAAAAAAAACCCCAAAAAAAACAUCCUAGAUAGCCAUAGUCCUUUCGACGAAAAAGCAUGAUCGUUUUUAAAACCACUGCUGAACAAAAACAUCAACAGCAACAACACAACAACAAAAUUGACCUAUGUCUAUGUAUAAUGUGUUCACUGAUAUAUAUGUAUAUAAACUAUGUAACAAUCUCGA
Molecule: messenger RNA, 3858 nt
Organism: Vespula vulgaris
Lineage: Eukaryota; Metazoa; Arthropoda; Insecta; Hymenoptera; Vespidae
Exons: 7
Coding region: 1141-2004 (287 amino acids)
Biological process (GO): synapse organization
Cellular component (GO): neuron projection membrane
Source: RefSeq, a predicted model, not a curated record